Molecule: messenger RNA, 270 nt
Organism: Puccinia triticina
Lineage: Eukaryota; Fungi; Basidiomycota; Pucciniomycetes; Pucciniales; Pucciniaceae
Exons: 1
Coding region: 1-270 (89 amino acids)
Source: RefSeq, a predicted model, not a curated record
AUGGUUAAUGGAGCAACUAUUGCUUCGUCUCCCGACCAUGCGCAACAGUCGAUGAUGGUAUCAACGAACUGGGCCUUACUGGUUUUGUCGGCCUCUGCCUUUCCCAUUCCCGCGCCAAUCUCCUCUGGCCUCUCCUCGCUCGUUCCCUCGCUCCUUGCGAUCUCUGCUGCGGUCGCGAUUCCUCUCGUUGUAGCCGCCAUCCCACCGGUUACCUUUGUACCCUUGAGUUCGCCCCUGCCUGCCUCCGCUCGGUCCGCGGUCGCCUGGUGA